AUGUCUGUCAAAUACAGUUCCUUGCCGUCUCAGGAUGAGGGCCAAUUGUGCACAUGUAGUCACAAGAUUGACCAUCCUGUUUCCUCACGAUGGAGGGUGAAUAAUCCUUCUUCCGGGUCCAGAUACUUGCUCUAUUCUUUUUCCUUGAACGGCAUCUUGCUACUUUCCCUGGUCUUGUCUUGGGCCUACUUGUAUUCCGGUCGAUCCCCGUACCAGGGUUCUUCAGAUGAAAUCAACCUCAUGUGGGAGGACCUUUAUAAUGAAUUCGCCAUCUCUCUGAUAACAGGCGAGGAGGCGGCUCGUCUGCCUAAUGCCACCUCCCCAAUGGCCCAAGAACCCACCAAAUACAUGGUCCAGCUUGACGUCUUUCAUCAGCUUCACUGCCUCAACCUUAUGCGAAAGCUCGUAUAUCCUUCGGUAUUCAAUCUUGACUUGACGUCAGGGUCAGAAGAAGCAGAGGAGAAUUUGGAUCAUUUCGAGCACUGCUACGAUUCCCUGCGGCAAGCGUUGCAGUGUAACGCGGAUUUAAGCACAAUCUACUAUGAAUGGGUGCCAGAAAGGAAUAGGCUGGUAGGUAACUUGGCGACAACGCAUACCUGCAAGAACUAUGAUUCAAUUGUACAGUGGGCAAGAGAUCGUCAGUACAAGGGGCCUCUUGAUUACACAGCCAAGGUGGAAGGGGUUCCUAUAAGGCAUGUUUCGCAUGUUUUGGGUGGGGAGAGCUCACAUCAUCACAUGUAA
Clonostachys byssicola is the source of this 741-nucleotide messenger RNA. NCBI's taxonomy places the organism in Eukaryota, Fungi, Ascomycota, Sordariomycetes, Hypocreales, Bionectriaceae. The record is from the annotation of a GenBank genome assembly.